AUGUGGAAUAAACCCAGUGACUGCUUCCGUAGUAUACCGUUUAAUUGUGAAAAUAGCACCAUCGAAGGUUAUAAUUGCCAAGACUGCAAUUUUCAAACAGAUUUGCUUCUUGUUUUCAAACACCACACUGAAACCUAUCACAGUAUCAAGACAGAAACUGAUCAACUUGUAGAACUCAAAAUCCGUAGCUGCAUUUGCGAAAAAUGUAGCUUUGAAACCCAUUUCUCACUGAAAUGGCUCCAACAUUUGGAAAAUUUUCACAUAAAAGGUGACAAAACCAAAAAACUAACGUUUAAAUGUGGCCGACGCGGCUGUAACUUCAAACACAACCACUCAAAGUACGACGAAAUCCACUGGUUUCAAUGUGACCGAUGCCCCUACAAAAGCAAAUACAAAGACAGUUUAAAAAUCCACAUAAACGUGCGACAUUUAGACGAAAAAGAAGUGAAAUGGUACGAAUGCAACAACUGCCCUCACAAAAGCAAAAGCAAGUCGAAUUUAAACGUCCACAUAAAAAGCCGCCAUUUGGAUGACCACCACAUUAAAUGGUUCGAGUGUGACAAGUGCCCGUUCAAAGCUAAACAAAAUUCCAACUUGAAAAUCCACAUAAAUGCGCACCAUUUGGAUGAAGAUAGGAUUAAGUGGUACGAAUGUAAAGAUUGUCCAUACAAAACUAAAUACAAAUCUGCUUUAAAUGUGCACGUAAAGGGGCACCAUUUGGAUGAAAAGGAUGUGAAGUGGUACGAAUGCAAACAUUGUCCGUAUAGAGCUAAGCUGAGGUGUAAUUUGAAUAGGCACGUAAUUUCGCAUCAUUCCGAUGAACAGGAUAUUAAGUGGUUUGAAUGUAGAAAGUGUCCGCACAGGUCCAAAAGACAAGGUGAUUUGAAAGUCCACGUUAUUGCGCAUCAUUCGGAUGAAAGUGAUAUUAAAUGGUACAAAUGUACAAAGUGUCCAUAUAAAGCUAAACAGAAUUCGAAUUUAACACGACACGUGAAGGUGCACCAUUUUAAGAAAAGCCAUAUUUAA
This is a messenger RNA of Zophobas morio, 1026 nucleotides long. RefSeq names its product zinc finger Y-chromosomal protein 2-like. NCBI's taxonomy places the organism in Eukaryota, Metazoa, Arthropoda, Insecta, Coleoptera, Tenebrionidae. Bases 1 to 1026 code for a protein of 341 amino acids. Gene Ontology annotation, biological process: regulation of transcription by RNA polymerase II. The transcript has a single exon. Gene Ontology annotation, molecular function: RNA polymerase II transcription regulatory region sequence-specific DNA binding; DNA-binding transcription factor activity, RNA polymerase II-specific. The record is from RefSeq and is a predicted model, not a curated record.